AUGUGUGGGCGCGUGAUUUUUCUUUUUGCAUCUCUGCUAGGUUUUGACGAUCUUUUCAUGGUGGAAAAAGGGGGAAGACCCCCCACCACGGACGGGGACAGAAGUAUUACCAGAGAAUCGAAGAAGGCCAAGGGGUUAGUUCUGGUGGAUCAGGAAAUGCUCGAAGGAUCUCCGAUUGUGGGCGCAAUGGAGACCGAAGCGGGUGAAGGGGGUUCACACCCUGAGACCGAUGGCAUGGAGAUGAUGGGAGAAGCAGCUCGCAGGGACCCCCGCGGACUGAUCUCAUACAAAGACAAGCUGAUUCAGGUGAAUGGUGUGUGGGACGGAGCUCAGGGGAACGAAGAUGAGGACUGGCUGGCCCAGUGCCGACGGGAUGAGGAGGAGGAGAAAGAAGCCAUGAAGGCAUACGAGCAAACAGGGGAGGAUGACCCCUUGAACCCCUACUUUCAGUUUGACGUAUUGGAAAAACUUGAACAGUGUAAACGAUGGCGAAAUGCUCUGAUAGGGAAGCUUAUGGGAAAACGCCUUGGAGCGAAGUUCCUCUGGAACCGCAUACACAGGCUAUGGAAUCUCGAAGGUGAGUACAAGGUCCUGGACCUGGAAAAUGACCACUACUUGGUGGAAUUUGAGAAGACUCAAGAUUACCUCUUCAUUCAGCAACAGGGACCUUGGAUAGUGGCUGACCACUAUCUCAUUGUCCAACGAUGGAGGCCAAAUUUUGAUCCACAUGAUGAAAAGGUCAGGAAACUGGCGGUAUGGAUUCGUAUUCCAGGUGUGCCGCGGGAAUUCUACACUUUCAAGGACCUUUGGAGAAUGAGGAAUAUGGUGGGACGAACCCUACGCAUUGAUGAAAGCUCUCUGAGGACAGGGGGUCUAGGGAGUCACGAAGAGGUGACUGAUAGAGGUAGAUUUGCCCGGAUCUGCGUUGAAGUUAAUUUAAGCAAGAGUUUGUUAUCCAAAUUUAGGAUCGGGCAACGACAAUUAUACAUAGGAUACGGAGGAUUGCAUCUCAUCUGUUUCCUUUGUGGGCAAUACGGCCAUCGGAAGGAUGUUUGCUCGCUUAAUCCUGUGAUCAACAAGCAAGUUGAGGUGAAUACAGGGGAGAACCCACAUGGAGCCCAACCUGAACAUUGUCAUGGUGAAAGCCCAAUUGCUGGCGAGGUGGCCAAGAGCCAAGAGGAAGACAGGUUUGGCACUUGGAUGACUGUGCAGAGACGCAAUAAUAAGAGGGCAGCUGCAUCUCCUAAAAACAAGGAGCAAAGUGGAGGUAAAGGAAAUACCAGAGGUGCUCAUGAUGGGCAGGGACAGAAAAACAAGGGAUCUGGAUCUCGAUUUGAAUCACUGGGGGAGGAAGGGGCAAAGGAGACCCGAAGGACAAAUGCCAAAGUUGUUGCCGAGUCUGGACAAUCAAGAAGGAACUCUGAUGCUAGAAGGAGAAAGGGUGGUUUGGAGAAGAAUAGCCCAAUUCAGGUGCCCGUUAAUGCUGUUUUGACUCCAGAGAAACAGUUAUACUCCCCAUCAACUUCUGGUGAUCAUUCUAAGGGGUUGUCACUCCAGUCUCCGGUUAGGGAAGCAAUCCUUGUCAGUAGAGCUAACAGUAAAUGGAAGUCUCAGGAGGUUGUUUCUAUGCCAAAGAAGGACUUGUUUGUGGGGCCAGGAGGCAGUGUUCAAGUGCAGGUGGACCCAGGACCCGAAGUUAAUCCAAGUCCAGAGUUGUCUAGAGCUGCUGUUGAUGAGAGUGGGAGAGGGAAAGCUAUGCACUCAGAGGGCAGAGUGGCCAUGGCUUUGGACGAUAUAACCAAUGUUGAUGGAGAGAGAAGACCACAUGUUGCAGGGAAAAAGGGAUUCUCUUCUCUUAUUAAGGAUUUAGUCUAUCAAAAUAAAAUUCAAGUUCUAGCUUUACUAGAAACUAGAAUUAGUGGUAAGAGAGCUGACAGUAUUGUUAGGAAGUUGGGCUUUGAUGACUCUUUCAGAAGGGAAGCUGAGGGAUUCUCCGGAGGCAUUUGGCUUCUAUGGAAUAAAAACACCACUACUAUUAGCAUUUUGGAGGAAAAUCACCAAUUUGUUCAUUCCAAGCUGACUUGGCUAGGUGCUGGCAAGGAAGAGUACUUUACUUUUGUCUAUGGGAGUCCCCAGAGGAUUGAAAGAAGAACUUUAUGGGACAAUCUUAAGAGACUUAAUUCGGUAGGUGUAGACAAAUGGGCUGUUAUGGGAGAUUUUAAUGUCUUGCUCGAAGAAGGGGAAAAACAGGGAGGUUCAGGCUUUUGUGCAGGGAAUGCUGAUGAAUUCUCCUCUUGCCUCAGUGACUGCAGCCUCCUUGAUGUGGGUUUCUCUGGUCCUAAAUUUACGUGGAAAAGGGGAGGCCUCCAAGAAAGAAUUGACAGGUUGGUAGUGAAUGAAGCUUGGCAUUUGGAGUUCCCUAAUAGAUCCAUUAUGCACCUCUUGUUUAAUGGAUCAGAUCACAGGCCCAUUCUUAUUCGAGAUGAUUCUUCUGCUGAUAUAGCUAGGGGCCAAAAACCAUUUCGGUUCCUUGCUGCUUGGUUGACAGAUGAAAGGUUUGGAGGAGUUGUGAAGGAUUGUUGGCAAAAUAAUUCUGCUUGGGUCCCUGCAAAAACCAAAUUUCAGCAGGAAGCAUCUUUGUGGCACCAGAAUUGUUUUAAGAGAGAUCAGAGAAAGAAGUAUCACCUACAACGAAGGCUGAAAGGGAUCGAGGAGCAACUCUGUAGGGGUCCAAGUGAAACUCUUGACAGGCUGCAUAGGGAAAUUUGGCAGGAUUUGAACUCUAUUUUUAUCCAAGAAGAGCUGACCUGGUUCCAACGUUCAAGAUGCAAUUGGUUGGCUUUUGGGGAUAGGAACUCGCGUUUCUUUCAUUCGGCCACGGUUGCCCGAACCAGGAGAAAUAAGGUGACAGCUUUGGAAAAAUGA
Molecule: messenger RNA, 2925 nt
Organism: Gastrolobium bilobum
Lineage: Eukaryota; Viridiplantae; Streptophyta; Magnoliopsida; Fabales; Fabaceae
Exons: 2
Coding region: 1-2925 (974 amino acids)
Molecular function (GO): catalytic activity
Source: RefSeq, a predicted model, not a curated record